This is a messenger RNA of Scophthalmus maximus (turbot), 2686 nucleotides long. RefSeq names its product transforming growth factor, beta-induced (gene tgfbi). The transcript has 17 exons. Gene Ontology annotation, biological process: cell adhesion; extracellular matrix organization. Bases 99 to 2153 code for a protein of 684 amino acids. Gene Ontology annotation, molecular function: cell adhesion molecule binding. The record is from RefSeq and is a predicted model, not a curated record. NCBI's taxonomy places the organism in Eukaryota, Metazoa, Chordata, Actinopteri, Pleuronectiformes, Scophthalmidae. Gene Ontology annotation, cellular component: extracellular matrix.
GUCGAGGCACUGAGGCUCUUCAGAGGGAGACGCAGGACGAAGAGGAAGGAAGUGAAGCAGCAGCAGGAUUUUCUCAGAGUUCUGAUCCGGAGCUGAAGAUGAAAUUGUGUGUUCUGGUCCCGGGUCUGGUCCCGGGUCUUGUCCUGGUUCUGGCCCUGGUCCUGACCGUCUGCGUGGCCCGGUCUCCGUACCAGGCGGUUCUGCAGCACAGCCGGAUCAGAGGACGACAGCAGGGACCGAACGUCUGUGCGAUGCAGCAGAUUAAAGGAACCGAUAAGAAAUAUUUCACCAACUGUAAACAGUGGUACCACCGCAAGGUCUGCGGCAAACCCACGGUGAUCACGUACGAGUGCUGCCCCGGAUACGAGAAGAUUCCAGGAGAGAAGGGCUGUCCUGCUGCGCUGCCUCUGGUCAACAUCUACAACACCCUGGGCGUAGUUGGAGCCUCCACCACUCAGAUGUAUUCUGAACGGGCCAAGCUGAGGGAGGAGGUUGAAGGUCCCGGGAGCUUCACCUUCUUCGCCCCGAGCAACGAGGCCUGGGCCGCGCUGCCCAUGGAGAUCCUGGACGCUCUGGUGAGCAAUGUGAACAUCGAGCUGCUGAACGCUCUUCACUACCACAUGGUGAACCGCCGCCUCACCUCCGAGGAGCUGAGACACGGGUCCUCGUUCGCUUCCAUGUACCAGGACCUGCACGUCCACAUCCACCACUACAGCAACGGGGUCGUGACGGUAAACUGUGCUCGUCUGAUCAAACCUGACCAACACGCCACCAACGGCAUCGUGCACGUGGUCGACCGCGUCAUCACCGCCAUCUCCAACGACGUGAACACGCUCAUCGACGUCGAUGACGACCUGGAGACACUGCGUACGGCCAUCGCCGCCGCAGGUCUCACCCCCAUGUUGGAGAGCGAGGGUCAGUACACUAUUUUUGCUCCCACCAACGAAGCCUUUGAGAAGAUUCCUCAGGAGACUCUGAACAGGAUCCUGGGAGACCCCGUGGCCCUGAGAGACCUGCUGAACUACCACAUCCUGAAGCAGAUGCAGUGUGCGGAGUCGGUGGUGUCGGGGACUCCGAUGGAGACGCUGCAGGGCUCCGUGCUGGAGGUCGGCUGUGACGGAGACCAGAUGACUCUGAACGGGAAGGCCAUCAUCACCAAGAAGGACCAGCUGGGAACCAACGGAGUCAUCCACUACAUCAAUGAGCUGCUCAUCCCAGACUCAGCAAAAACUCUCCUGGAGCUCGCUGAGGGUUCACCUGUUACCACGGCAACCAAACUGUUUGUUGAAGCCGGUCUGAGCCCCCACCUGAUGGGGUCCGAGGCUCUGACCAUGCUGGCGCCGCAGAACGAUGCCUUCAAAGGCAGCCUGACCAUGUCUCCUGACAUGAGGAGGCUGAUGACCAAUCACAUGCUGAAGGAGACGCUGUCCUCCAAGUCUCUGUACCACGGUCAGGAACUGGAGACGCUGGGAGGCCUGAAGCUCCGAGUCUUCGUCUACAGAAACAACCUGUGCAUCGAGAACGCCUGCAUCGCCGCGCACGAUAAGACUGGACGUUACGCCGCCAUGUUCACUGUGGACAAAGUCCUCACUCCACCGAUGGGAACCAUCAUGGACGUCCUGAAGGCAGACGACCGCUUCAGUGUCCUGGUCGGUGCCAUCCAGACAGCAGGUAUGACGGAGCUGUUGAACCAGCAGAGGGCGCUCACCUUCUUCGCUCCCACCAACGACGCCUUCAACACUCUGCCGAGGGCCGAGCUCAACAAGCUGCUGCGCAACCAGCAGGAGCUGUCAGUCAUGCUCCGGCUCCACCUGGGGGAGGGCAUGUUGGUGAGCGGCGGCGUGGGAUCUCAUACCAGAGUCAAACCUCUGCAGGGAGAGAAGCUGGAGCUGGGCGUGCGCAACUACACAGUGUAUGUCAACAAGGUUCCCGUAGCCGACGCAGACCUUAUGGCGACUAACGGAGUCGUCCACGCCGUCGGCAGUAUCAUCAGACCACUACCUCUGAAGGUGGACAGAGAACAGGCCGACGGACCUGCAGCUCCUCUCAGAUCAGACUCCUCGUCCAGGGUGCUGGAGUCCAGGAGCUUCAGGAACGACGACCUCUUCCAGAAGGUGGUGAGGAGUCGCUCCAGCAGGACCAUGAGUCAGUGACACACCCCCAAGGGUCAAAGGUCACAAACCUUAGUGGAAAAAUCCCCUGACAUCCUCUCACUCCGUCGGCAUUUUUAUUCCCAAAGAUCCAGGUCGAACGCGAGAAUCUCACUCUGACCUGAAUCAAACAAAUAAAAUCUGUUUUCAUCUGCGUUUUAAUGUGAAAAUCAGGAUUUGUUUCUUUACAUCCCGGGCCUUCUGGGAAAUGUAGUGUUUUCAUCAUCUGUGACGGAAGACGGAGGAGACGGAGCGAGAGGAUCUCAAGAGGAUUUUUCUUCUUCAUUUAUCAAACCAUGUUUAUGAAGGUUUUUAAUCAACUUGUUUUCUUUGAACUGUAAAAAAAACAAAACUAUUUUCACUACACCAGAAGUUUGAUGUGUAAAACUUUGGUCCUGCAGCAGGUCAGGGGUCAGGGAUCAGUGGUCAGGGGUCAGGGGUCAGGGGUCAGGGAUCGGCCUGGUCCUGCUGAGCUCUGCAGAUUCUUAGGGUUUUUGUGCUGUUUUGUAAAAUAAAAAUGAAAAAUGAAAACACAA